AUGGAACUCGGCUCGUCGAGUAUACAAAAUUCGGUCGAUAACAUCGCGCGCUUCGGUUGGUACGAUAGACGUUACGUUGACGUUACGUUAAGACCUUAGCGAGAUUCAAACGUUGCUUCGGAUAUACGAAAGGCAGUAUGCGCGCGAAGUUGGUGGAUGCAAUGCCGCGAUUACUGGCCGGUAUAUUUAGUUUGAGAUUGGCAUAGGUCGCGAGGAGUUUGCUAGUUGUUAUCUAUUUUCUACGCACGUGGCCUCUAUAGACCGAGAUCUAGCCGGUUAUAAUCGGUGACAGGGUAUGGGCGCGACGUAAGAAACACGCUAGUGACGUUCUCAAAAGAUUUCUUUCACUAAAAGACGCAUCCUUUUAUUCGCAAGUAUUUGAAUAAUAUUCGUUUUCUUUUAGAUGAAACUUCCUUCGGACGAGAUGACGAGUGUACGAGGAUCAAUUUCGAAAACGGUUGGCAACGGUUAGAAACAGAAUUUAUUAGCACGAUAAUGUAUCGGAUAAUCGAUCGAUAAUCAAGCAUUUCAAUUGUUAAAUCUCGCUCCACUUUUAUAGCUUUAUCCUCGUUAAUUGGUACAACGGACAGUUUAAUGCUGUUUAAAAAAAAAGAGAGAGAGAGAGAGAGAGAAAAGAUCAAUGAGAAAUCAAUGGUGGAAUCGAACGGAGAGAGCGAUCGUUAGUGAUUCGUUGAAGGGAAAGGUCAUGGUACGAUGUGAAAAGUGCGGCGGAUACCGGUGUGGUAGAUGCGGAUCGUAGUACGCAUGUUUCGACUAUAGUGGAGCAGACUGGCUGCACGUAACGUGCAUUCGUAUAUACGUUUGUGCCCGACCUAUCGCAAGCUCCGUCAUCGAGAGAGGGCGCGCGCCGAGUGGCGAGAGGUUAUGUUAGGUUAGGGACGUCACCAGCUACUGCGCUCAUCCGCCAGAAUAACUUUAAGCGGGGUUGCACAACUCUAGUUCCCGCCAUGUGGCGCGUGCUCCUUACUUAGCGUGCCUUUAACCGCCGCUGCUAACACCGUACCUUUGCAUAAACGCGUUCCGCUAUUUAUUUUUGGCUUAUCGCAUCGAAAUUUUUUUAUCACCGGCUGUUGACACCGAGUGUUUCAUCGAUCGAAUCGGUCCGUUCGCUCAAUUUUAUUCCGGAAAUUCUAUAUCGCGAAGCCACGUCGUUAUCGCGAUAGAAUUGUUGUUUUAAAGCUGUGUAAUUUUUUUUUCUUUCUUUUUUUUUCAGAUUGCGAAGAAUCGGACAAGAAAUAGAAACUAAACGGGGAUUUUUGUUUUUCGUUUCACACUUUGCAACGAAUGUUUCUGCGCCACGUACGCACGCGGAGAAGACGACUCGAAGAAAAAAAUUACAAAUAUAAAUACAGCUGGAAGUAACGAAAAUGAAAAAAGGAAGAAAACAGGGAGAUCGAUAAUCGAAGGAGAGCGGAAGAGGGGCAGCGCGUCGGAAGGAGCGUUUAGAAAGUGAUAUCCCGGACAAAGAAACGGUGAUUAUCCGAGCGAGUAUAAUGGCGGCACGGACGGUAGCCGACACCAGGAAGCGAGCCGCUUAAACUCCCCUGGUUGCGGUGCAAUUGCAAUCAUCUCGCUGCCUAGCUAGCUGCUGCCUAGCCAGCCACUUUCACUGGUGACCUACUGUUACGACGUCCUGGCUCGCCGGUGACGCGCCACCUUCCACACACCGUGUGCCGAUGACGAGCGCGCGUGUAGUGGUGUACGCGCACGCGUGAGCCCUGUGCGUGAGGAGGAGCGCGUGCGAUUGCACCGCGAGGCCUGUUCACGAUUCGUCCGCGCGCACGCACAACCGUUAAGCGCAACCAGAAGGGAAGAGAAGGGAAGAUUGCGGUAGCUGUUCGCAGAACAACUUCUUUGAACGUGGCUCUGCCCGAUUGGUCGUUUCUCGUCGAUACGAUCGUGUAUAUAUAUAUAUAUGUAUAGAGGAGAACUUCCUUUGAGAAGGGAUCGCGUACUCUGCGAACUUUGUUCAAACGAUUUUUCUCGCCAAUUCGCCAAGUUCGUUUCGCUCUUUGCGAAAUUUUGGGAGUUUAUUUCGUAGGUUAUCCUAUUGUUUUUAAAGAUAUUGGGCAGGGAAUAACGUAUAUCUGGGGAUUGAACGUGAGGUUAUAGUUGCCACGACCCUGAGUAAAGUUCGAGCCGCUUAUCUCUUCUCGCACGCUUCCGUUUGCUGUUCGAAACAUGUUUAACGCUCAAUUUACCUCGCGAGCAUCGCGUAAUAUAUCCGCACGAAAUGCACACGAUAUCUGGAUCGUUCUCUGGAGAUAGUUUGGGUAGCUGUUGAAAAGCAUGCGUAUAAAUUAUGCAGGGUGAUUUUCGAAAGAUAAAAAUUCGGAGGAGAAAUAAAUAUUUCGCGAUUCUCGUCCAACUUUCAGUCGUUCGAUCGUUGGAAUAUCUCGAUAAAUAGAAUUACGAAUAUCGCAUUAGGUUCGGCUCGCUGGAAAGUGUCAAAUUUCGCCAGAUAUUUCCCCCUUCUAAAGUUUCCUCUAAAGUGAAUGGAGAGAAGAGGAGGAAGCGUGGUAACGGAGAUAGAGAAAGAGGUCCGUUGGGAGAGAGAGCUAUUCGUGAACGGUGUAUUCGUUGAUGUAAACUACUCGAUGAUGUAUUUUGAACGCUGGUGGUGGUCCCCUCUCGAAACCGCAUUCAGACGAUACAAACGUCCCGAGGAAUUAGCGGAAUCUUUUUGCGAGUUUAGAGAAGAGAGGAUAAAAUUGCUCGAUGCAGGACGACUCGCGGAGUGAAUUUUAUUAUGGAAAUGAAGGGGUACGGGAAACGCGAUCGGUUGCCAUUUUUACCAAAUUACGUUCUUUCCUCGUUCUUUCUCUUUUUUAACAUCUCUCGACCUUUUUUUGAAUUCCUUUAUAUAUAUAUGAUAAAUAAAAUUCGUUGUCGCUAGGUUGGUUCUAUCGAUCACACCGGAUCGCUUUAAUCAUCUAUUCUAUCUCGUCCUCUCGUUCCUCGUCAGUCUUCCCAAUUAUCCUGCAGCGUUCAGGACUUUGCCAAAGUGCCAAACUAUCGGAUUACCAACACUGCGAGGCAACAUACUCUCUCGAUUCCCCGAGAUUAACAUCGACAUACUUUGCGCGCAAACAAUAAUCAUCAUCAACCGCAUGGUAAACAGACAACGCGUUCAAAAUUUUGUUGUCGAAAUUGUUACUUUGCCCUCAACAAUUUUUCCCUCCUCCCCCUUUUGUAACCAAUUAAGAUUGUACGAACCGUGUCCAAACAAUAAUAAGAGUUAACGGCGCGUUAACCGAUAUCUCUCGUCGUGAGUUCUUUAUUAUUAACCGUGAAACACAUCUGGCCAACAUUGAAACCGUCCAUUAAUACAAUUGGCGGACCGUUUCUCGUAAAAAAAGGGGAAAAAACCGUCCUCGGCUCGAACGUUGGAUUCACGACAGGAAAACGCGGAAGAGAAACGCAGGCCGUUGCCUCGAGAGGGCAAGGUGCAUGAACCAUGGGUGGUUGCGCAAGCCGCAACCUCCUCCUCGUGUACCUGACCAUGCAGGCCGGGUCUCGGUUCUGGUGAGACCAUGAUCGCACGCAACAUGCAUAAAUUACGUGGAACGAACGUGCACGCCUAUACACACAAAGGGCAACGUCGUGAUCCUGCGGCGGUGAAAGUUGCCCGAGGUCAACCCGCUGGCGACCAUUCUUCACGCAUCGUGGAAAUGGGAAAAACUGACGUUUAUCGCGAUACCAUGAUGUUCUCGAAAAUAUCAGAAUCGAUAAUUCUUAGCUUGUUUAAAAUGGCACCGAAAAUGGUAUUAAGUACCAUUUUUUGGUACCUAAUUAUUCGGACGAGAAAAAAAUGGAUAUUUCGAUCGAAAAUAUCGAUAUAUAUUGAAUUUUGUAGAUUUUGUGGAAAUGGCAUCAAAAUGGUAUCAAGCACCGUUUUUGGUAAGCAUUUCGAAAAGAAUAAUGACGUUUAGAUUGAAAAUAUCGAAAUUUUAUCGAUAAUCUUGAAUUUCGUAGAUUUUGUGGGAAUGGCACUGAAAUGGUAUCAAGUACCAUUUUUGGUACGUAUUUUGAAAAGAAUAAUGAUAUUUAGAUUGAAAAUAUCGAAAUUUGCUCGGGAAAUCUUAAAUUUCGUAGAUUUUUUGGAAAUGGUAUCGAGUACCAUUUUUUGGUAAUCGAGUAUUUUGAAGAAGAAAGAUGAUAUUUAGAUUGAAAAUAUUAAAAUUUAACGGACAAUCUUUAAUUUCCCAUGUUUUGCAAAUGGUAACGAUCAGCUAUUAUUUUUGGUAAUAUCAAAUAUUUCCCAUUAAUUUCUAAAGAAUAUUGCGUAGGAAAGAAAAUGCUGGUAUGAAAAAAGGUAAGUAUUCUUAUAUCGCGAUUUAUGCGUGUCUCGUUGAACCAUGAAUCUACAAAUUAUAAUUGCAGCUUCGUUUGCGGCACUAUUCACAUGUCAAUCUAAACGCGCGUCCCAUUUCCGCUCCACUCACUUUCACUUACAGUCAUAUUUAUACUUUGACAUAUGUAUGCUCUGUACCGUAACUUUUGUGCAAUGCUCAUAAUUCGAAAUAUUAUAUCACAGUUUAAUUCGAUUGAUUUUAUAGGAGGAAAAAAAUUAUUUUGAAAUUUUAAUCGAAUAAAUUAUAUCAUCGUAUUUUAAACUAUUAACACGCUUAUUGCAUGCCGAUGUUAUUACGGAAAAAUAAAACGGUGAUAAAUAUAUAAUAUAUUUAACUAUUCGAAUCGUUUAUUUCAUUAUGGAAAGUGAGCCUUUAAAUUUUUGGUCGUAAAAUUUACAUCGUAUAUUAUUUAUGUCGUAUGAAACACUGAAAAUUUAUGUAUAUGAAUUUUAUAUUUAUAUAGAAAUUUAAAUUUAUGCGCACUAAAUUUUAAUAAGUUCUAUUCUUUCUAUUAGUUAAUACUAUACUUUCAAAUUUUUGAACCGAAUCAAAUAUUUUUACAGAAAUAUUUUCACAAAUCACAAAGUUCUUUUUCGAAAACUUUACCGAUAACUAAGUAACAAUCGUGCAAAGUACAUUGAAAGCAUUGAAAGAUAUUUCGUGUUGUAUAAGAGAGAGAAAGAGGUCGCGGUGACUGGAAAUGUAAUGUCAUUGCACUUCGGAAGCCCUGCAAAGCUUUCAAGCUCGUAAAGCAUCGAUGAACGCAUGUAGUUUCAUCGGGGUUUUGGAAUUUUUAGGGCGUACGCUUAUUUCAGCGAAAAAAUCUUACGUAAGGAAUCGCAGUUUCAUCGCGUACAAAAGAUUCGAUAAUUUCAUUUUGUGUCAAAAAUAUAAAGAUAUCGAGAUAUUAAAAGCAUUAGAAAAUUCUGAUUUAAAAGAAAAAAAGGAUUUAUCCGUAAAAAUAAUUGUUAAAAUUAUUACGUUUUGUAACAUAUCAAUUGAUAUAGCUAAAAAUAUAAAAUAGUAUCUCUAAUUAAAAACUUUAAAGAUUUUAACAUGCAAGAAUAUUAAAAUACACGCGUACAAUCCAUCGUAACAUUUUCUUACACGUUUUAAUUUCUAUUGCACAACUUUGUAGCUAUUUAAACGCUUAAUUUGAGAAGUCAGUUCGUAAAGUGGCGAAAUAUGUCGAAAAUAUGCGAUAAAUCGACCAAUAAGGAAGCUCGAAUGGAUCGAAGGAAAGUGGGGCAAGGAUACGGAAAAAGUCGAUUUUUGCCGAAGAUCAGUAGUUCGUAGAUCCUCGAAGCGUGUAUGAGUGUUUCGCGUGUUGCGUCCUUGAAGCAAAAUUGCCGAGCUAUGGCGUCUUUUGUUGCCGUCGUUUAACAUGGACAGGAUGGGAAGAAUCUGCGCGGUAUACGAUUAGCGAGAUUCUUUCGCCGUACUAAUUAGAGUUGUGGGAGAAUUUUAAAAGCACGAAAAACGAUGACGGUCAGUUGAUAGGGAUUUGUCCAACAACAAUCGACACUGACAAUCCGACCAAUCCGACCAAUCCGAAGACUAGCAAUCCAUUGGAACGCCACGGCCUUGACAAUCCAGAAACCACGCUACCCACCUGCUGUCCGCGUUAUCCGCCAGGAUCUACGUUGCUGGAGUGUCGCUUCGAAGGUGAUCAACCUGUGGCAAAUGUUGUCCAGGUACCGGGGUGCGCCAAUAACCACCCAAAGACGUGUUUUCUCCUCGAGACGCAGGCGUCGAGAUCCGGGCCGACCUCCAGGAUCGCGUGUUACCCCCAAAAGGACCCGAUAAAAUCGAUCCAAAAGCACUUGGCGUGCGAGGAGAACGAGGAGGCUGGGAAGAUGUCGAUGGCGUACACGUUGGAGUCCCGCGAGUGCUCGGACGGGCCGUUCGCCCGCGCGAUGAUAAUCCCCUCGGAGGAGUCGGCCGUGAACAACUCGAACAAAGUAACCUCCCUGCACGUGUGCAAGGGGAAGAACCACCCCGUGCACCCCACCUCCAAGAUAAUGUACGGGCCGAGGCUGGACAAGUGGCCGCGGAAGGGGAGGUGCGAGAACGAGGAGGACGCAGGGCGGGAGACGGCGCCCGUCUCGUUGAUCGGGUGCACGGCCAGCAGGAAGCAGGCCACGGCGAGGAUCACCAAGUGCCACACGAGGGAGGGCGAGCGGGGCUCGGCUGGGCUGGGCGCCAAGAGGUGCCUCGAGACCCACGUGCCCCGCAACACCGACCGGCCCACCGCCGUUUCCUUCGUCCUCCCCCUCGACAAGCCGGCCGCCUGCCACCACAGCGUCAUGGAGGCGAGGGUGGACGAGUGCGGCCCCCGCACCCGCAUGGUCAGCUACCCCCACGAGGACAACUUCUCCGGCUACAUGGAGUCGAGGAACGUGGAGGACGGGCCCGCCGCGAGGAUAAUGCAGCAGUCGCUGGACACGGUGGACGGGGCGAACGGCUACUACGCGGCCGAGGGGAUGGCGGAGGAGGGGCGCAAGCUGUGCCGCGCGUCGUCGGGCUGCGCGACGAGCUGCGCCAAGAAGCAGAAGCAGUUGCAGUGCGAGGGCAGGCCCGCCGCCCCCCUCGCCGCCAAGCCGAGGGACGAGGACUCGAGGGGCAAGGAGCAGUGCCUGGGGAUGAGACGGUUCCCCAGGGGCAAGGUGUGCCCCGCGUACUGCUGCAAACCCACGCCCAGGCCCAAGUCGUGCACCACCAAGUACGACAAGGAUUGCCGCAAGCCGGAGGGCAAGCCGGACCCGCCCGCCUGCCCCCCCCCGUCCGCCGAGAGGCCCAAAACCUUCACCGACGCUCACCUCCACCCGAAGAAACCGGACGGGGUGAAAACCUACAAGUUCUUGCUCGUCCCCUGCACCAUAGUGGACAAAACGCGGCCGCCGGACGACUGCACCAGGCCCAAGGAGAAGAAGGAGAGGCUGGACUGCGGCGAGGAGAGGGAGAGGGAGAAGGUAGAGUGCGACGAGGAGGAGAUUCCAAAGAUCAGUUCGGAAGAAUUGCUCACUCGUUACAGGGAUUACUUCUCGCCCAACACCCUUCACCGUUACGAGGUCUGCCGUUCCAAGAGGAACGGCCUCCAGGAUCAGUGCAAGCUUCCUAUCCCGCGCGCCGUUAUCGAAUUGAAGAUGAAGGAGCUGAGAGCCAGCAGACAGAGAAAGUAGAGGGAUAAAUGGACGGGAGGGGAGGGGAGGGGACAGGCGCUUCGAAGCUGCGCCCCAAGUAUACUCGAGAAAAAAGGAAAAAAAAAGGAAAAAGAAAAAAAGGGAAAAAAAAUUGUAGUUCUCGAAAGUGGAAUUGUAAUUGUUUCGGUCUAUGAAAUCUUUGUGGAAUAAAAUCAUCAUACGAUGCAUUGAAAUAAAUAAUGAAACGAGGUGUGUGUUUCAGCUUUCGUUGUUUUUUUUUUUUUUCUUUUUUCUUCUCUUUAGAAUUAGGAUUUUUCGACCAGCGAAUUUUUCCGUUCUUUCUUUCAUUUAAAAGAAAACGGAUGGAUCCCCGGCGAAAACGGAGCCACCGAUCCUCGCCGAUUCUCGCCGUUAAACGUCGUUACUUUCACGUCGAAAGCUUCGUCGUUUUGCGAAAUUAAAAAAAAAAAAAAACGAUUAAGAGAACGACGACUUAGAAAUACUUAGCGUUGAAAUCUUGAUAAACUUAAGCUCGAACUCGGUAGAAUUAUUGCACGGAGAAUUCAAAACAAACGAACGAACCGGUAAAAUCCACUGGGAAAUCUAAAAAGCGAAUAAACAAUAUGAAAAAAUUCAAAUCUCGGGAAUUGCACGCAGGAGUUGUUUACAUAGACUGCGACUGCUAUCAUCGAAACGGGCUGCAGCACGAUUGUCCGCGAACUUCUUGCACUGGUCCUCCUUGCAAAGUGAAACCUUGGCCCAAAUGCGACUUGGGUAUGUACUUUAUGAACAAGUGGAACAAAUAUUACGAAUUUUUAGAUACAGUGCCGCCGAUAUCAUUUUGCGGCUCGAAAGAGAAGUGGCAGGCGAUUCUCGAGGAGGAAAGGCAAAAAUUGAAAGAGAAGCUCGAGGAGAAAGAGCGUGGAGAGAAGGAGGACGCCGACGUUAAAACCGAGCGUGUACGCGAGAUGCUUGCCGACGCAAAAUAAACAGAGAGAGAGAGAGAGAGAGAGAAAAGUAAAAAAAUAAAAAAACAACAAACGACGAAAAUUCGAUCGGAUAAAUUUAUCCCCUCGACUCUUACAUGACGUCUCGUUUCGAUGAGUUGGGGAAAACUCGACUGGAAGACGACUGGAAGAAAAGAAAAAGCCUUCGAUAUUUAUCGAUCGAAUAAACAUUCAUAAUGGGCGUUCGAUUAGUAUGCGACGCGGGGCCGCAGUCAUUUGCGGCUAUUUGCGUUUUGUGAUUCUUUCCACGUUGGGAACGCGUACACUAAAAGAAACAAAUGAACCGAACGUGUGUACCGGAAGCCGCGGUACACAGCCGCGCGUCUCCGCCAAGAAUACUGUUUUAUUUCCGGCACGGCCAAUAUACCAAAAUACCACGAAUUUCUUCUCGUUGGAAAACGAGCGUCGUAAACCAGCUUGGAAACUGAAUUCCUUUCUCGACGACGCUUCGAGAAAAAAAGCUUUUAGGAAAACACGCGUUCGAAAUAUAACGGCGCAUUUCCACCCGAUCUCUCCGCGGAAAGUUGUAAAACGCGGCAAGUUACGCUGCCGUUACGUUCCUACCCUCUCCCUUCUUCGAAGUAACUGGAAGAAAAAUUGUAUUUAUACGAGAUAAACCGUUUCGCUCUAAAUAUCCAUUUCGUAAUUGGCGUUAUCUUGUACAACCCAUUCGGAUUGACGUACUACACAGCGAGGAAGGAAAAACGCUUCUAUCUGAAGUGGUGAGAUUUUCCAAGUGCUCUUCAAACAAGAAAUUAGCCUUCUUCCGUAUAGGACCAACACGAUAAUUACGUUUUUCUUAUCUUCAUCUUCUUAUUCGUAGCUAAAAUACUCGAAAAUUAACUUGAAUUCUUUCUGGCUCUUUAAAACUCUCUCUUUAGAAAAAUUCUUUUAUAUGGUAGCAACUUACGAGCCAAUGAUUAUAUUUUUCUUAUUCUAAAAAUAAUCGAAAAUUAACUCGAAUUCCUUCUGGCCUCUUUCUUUCCAAACUUUAAAAUUAAUAUCAAUAUAGCAUCAACACGAUAAUUACAUUUCUCUUAUCUUCAUCUUCCUAUUCUAAAACAAUCGAAAAUUAAUUCGAAUUUUUUUAAAAUUAUAUAGUAUAUGGUAUACCAAUACAAAUAAUUACAUUUUUCUUAUCUUCAUCUCCUUAUUCGUAGUUAAAAUAAAAAUACUCGAAAAUUAACUAUACAUAUACAGUUUUAUAAAAAUAGAAAGCGGAAUCGAAAAAAACAAGAGUUAAAAAUUUCGAAUAAAAUUACUCGAUCAUUUAUCAAAA
Molecule: messenger RNA, 9805 nt
Organism: Apis cerana (Asiatic honeybee)
Lineage: Eukaryota; Metazoa; Arthropoda; Insecta; Hymenoptera; Apidae
Source: RefSeq, a predicted model, not a curated record